This is a messenger RNA of Polistes canadensis, 2078 nucleotides long. RefSeq names its product spidroin-2-like. Lineage: Eukaryota; Metazoa; Arthropoda; Insecta; Hymenoptera; Vespidae. The record is from RefSeq and is a predicted model, not a curated record. The coding region runs from base 169 to 1875 and encodes 568 amino acids. The transcript is spliced from 6 exons.
CCAGCUGACUCAGUAGUCAUUCUCUUGCAACACAACGUACGUCAGAAUUUUCGUGGCAAAAUUUUUGUUCGCGCGUUCUCCGCUUGUUAGAUCAACGAUAUAUCAACGAAUAAAAAGAGACCAAUAAGGGCGAAACGCACAUCAUAAUUUGAACGAUCUAUACUUGCGAUGGAUAUCAGACUGUACGGUCUACUGCUCAUUUUUGCAGUCGUUGGAUCCAACGCCGAUUUGAAUUCCUUUUCCCGUGGUAGUAGAAGUCGUAGAGAUGUCGAAAGGACCGUUGAUAGUUACGGGCUGGAAGACUACGAUUUAGUCAAGAUAAUUAAACGUGCAGCUGAUUCCAAGGAGACCUAUAUUAAAAUUACUACUGAGAGUAAUGAAGAUAGCACUAGUCUUACGACCAAAAGUCCUGGCACUAAAAGUACUGGCACUAAGACUCCUGGCACUACGAAUCCUAGCACUACAAGUCCUAGCACCACGAAAGCUACUUCACCGAAAUCUAAAUCGACCAAACCACCAAGCACCACCUCCAAUGCAAUCUCGUCUAAACCUACGACUAAAUCAGAUCCCACAUCAACAGAAACGACUACGAAACCUAGCACCGAAGCAACGAAUAAGCCUCAGUUGGGAUCAAGAUCGGGAUUCGACCCAAAAGAUGAUUCUACAUCGAAGCCAACUAAUCCAGAUGAAAAAACGGACAAAAAACCAUCGGCCUUAUCACCUCGAACGAAAGCAGAUAUGCCCGAUAACAAAGACAAGAGUCCAUCCUCACCGCCAGAUUCUAAUCCUAACGGAUCAAGAUUUAAUCCGAGUUUUCCGCAACCUGGAGGUUACCCAUUCCCAGGAUUUAACUCUAUACCACCUUACGGCCCUAAUUAUGCAAUUACCAGUACUAGUCAUGGUCCCGGAUUGGCGAGUGCAUCGGCUAGCAGUUUCGCCAGCUCUGGUGCAUCAUCGUUGAGUAAUCCAGGCAAUCCACCCUUCAAUUCGCGCGGUGGAUUUUAUUUUAAUAAUCCUUACUACAAUCCCAAUGUGAAACCUAUGACAAAUUCUCGUUCUUAUAUCGAUACGGAAGACAAACCUAAAUCUUCGAAUAGUCCGCCAACUGGAAACAAUGCCAAUCCAAUUAAUAAUCCUAACUCUAUACCAUCCAGCGGCCCACAAAAUUUCCCAAGUCGUUCUUUCGGAGGUCCUUACAGUCCCAAUUUCGAUUAUCCUCCCGCGAAUGGAGUUCAGGGACCUAAUUAUGCCUGGACUGAUUCUGGACCCGGAUACGCAGGAGCAUCUGCAGGUGCUUCCUAUAAUUCUGGAUCACCAGGAUUCGAUAGUCGUGGCAAUUUCCCCGAUAAUAGUGCUGGAACCGCAUUUCCGGAUAAUUCAGCAUACUCUCCUGAUGUCGUAGGUGCUGGUUUCCAACCUAGAUUCAACCCUGGAUUUGGCUCUGAUUUUGACAACGGCUUCUCAUUCCAUCAACGCAUGAUGGAAGAUCAUUUCAGACGCAUUCAAGCACAAAUGGAAGCUCAACAACGAGCCUUAUUCGACGCAAGUAACGGAAUAGGAAGUGGUACUGGUGGUCCUGGUGGUUAUGGUUAUGGUUACAGUUCUUCUGAUCCAGGAGUGCAGUCCGCUAUUUCAAGUAUUAGUGUCGGACCUGAAGGUGGUUACCAGGCUGGUCAGAUAAGUCCUGUUGCACCAGGAGUAGAGUCUCGAUUUGCUGACCCAUUACCAGCACCGUCAGGAGGAAGUGUUGGUGUUUUUGCUAGUUCCCGAUCUUCCAGUGUUACAGAUGGUACUGGAAGGACUAUUGCUCAUAAAUCCGCAACCACUGGAUUAAAUGACAAUGGAAAGAUUACUUUCCGUACUGUCGAAGAUUAAUAAUAUUAUUUAAUAUAUUAAUAUUCAAUUACGUGCUAUAUUAUUAUAGAAAUAUGUAUACAAAAAAAAUAUAUAUAUAUAUAUAUAUAUAUAUUUCUAUAUGCAUAUAAUAUGUAUAACCGUAUGUAAUAUGCAAAUGUAUAAGUUCAAUUAAACUAACCUUCGCAUCAAGCGUAAAGCGAGAUGUUUAUUUCUCAGGGUAA